UUUGUUGUUGUUCUCGCCAUCGAUAACGGGAAAAAGCGAAAAAGUGAAAAAUAAACUUCUGUUGUUAUCGAUCGUACGUCGCGUAAAAAGUGAAAAUUCGAGUGUUUUUCGUCGGUUUUACGGGUGAUUUCGGUUCGCGGCGGGUUCUAAACGCGUCGGUAUGCAACGGUCCGCGGGAGAGGAUUCCGAAGGCUUGGAAAAUGGAGAAGACAUUCCACUGGAUGGAAAUCCAAACAAUGGAGUCGGAUUGUUCGUCGGAAGUAGCUCAGAAUCGCAACCCGGCUCAAAUGUAGACUCCAGCGCGAAUGUAGCCAACGUGCAACAUCAAUCCCUCUCGGAACCGCCAUCGCUAUCGGAUGGAUUAUCGUCCGUGGGUGGUUCCAGCGAUUCAACAAGCAUCAUCACAAAUGUGCGUAAUUCCAUAAAUCUAACCAGCACCCCAAAGCUCAGCUCGGAUCGAAACUCGAAGAACGAUUCCCAGCUUCAAUUGGCAGCGACCCAAAACAGUGCCAAUGCACUGGGUGCAGGGCCCGGACCUGGUGGGGGUGGUAGCAGCGGCUGUACUGGUGGCGAUGGUGUAACCGUGGAUGAGGGGGAUACCGUGACGAUAAUCGAAAAUCCUUCGAGCGUCGAUGUUGAAUCAAUUAAAUCACCAUUGGCCAGUAGUACCAAUACGUCAGUAAGACUGAGUCUGCUUCCUUGGAAUACGCAUAAUCGGUCGUCGGUAGUCGUUCCGCCGAGUGUUUCUGCGGCAAUCGACAUGAUGGCUGCCAGCGAUGGAACCUUGCGACCUGGGGAGAUUGUGAUGCGCACACUGUUUGCUGAUUUCACUGUGCAAGCAGAGAAGAAGAUUGAAACCGUUAUGCUCGAGAGCACUGAUAAAACAUUAGCCAAACUACUGCAGCGGGGAGAGGAUUAUCAGUUUGAUCAACUCCUACAGGCGCUGGGAUCAGUUGCCGAGCACUGCUUGCCCUCGCUGUUGAAAGCACUGUUGGCUUGGCACUGGCAUCAAAUAUGUGAUGGCGAUAUCAAACGUGAUUUGAAACGAAUGGAGACUGACCGUCAAUCCGGAACGGCUAAACCGGGUAACGAUUUGGAAUCUCAACUGCAACGACGAGAAGCGGCAGUGGAAUUCAUCUUCUGUUUGGCUUUGAUUGAAAUCCUGCGACAAUUUCCAUUCCACCCGGGGCAUGACGAUAUCGUUAAAAAUAUCGAAAAUCUUGCCUUUCGCCAGUUCAAGUACAAAGAGGGGGUCCAGGGGUCACCGAAUGCGCUGUACAACCACAUCAUCGCGGAUUUGUAUGCUGAAGUUAUCGGUGUUCUGGCUCAAAGCCGAUUUGCUUCGGUGCGGAAACGGUUCAUGACGGAACUAAAGGAACUCCGGAGCAAGGAACCGAGCCCACACACAACGCACAGUAUUAUUAGUUUACUGAUGGGUAUGAAGUUUUUCCGAGUGAAAAUGGCUCCGAUUGAGGAGUUUGAAGCUUCCUUUCAGUUCAUGCACGAAUGUGCUCAGUAUUUCCUUGAGGUAAAGGAUAAAGACAUCAAACAUGCGAUGGCUGGUCUGUUCGUGGAGAUCCUUGUUCCAGUUGCAGCGGCUGUCAAAAACGAAGUCAACGUGCCAUGCGUAAAAAACUUCGUCGAUUUGUUGUACUCUCAAACGCUGGAUGCGUGCACCAAAUCGAAACACAAAUUAGCUCUGUUCCCACUGGUCACCUGUUUGCUGUGUGUUUCGCAGAAAUCCUUCUUCCUCAGCAAUUGGCACUGCUUUUUGGCCAUGUGUCUGAGCAACUUAAAGAACAAGGACCCAAAAAUGAGUCGAGUUGCCCUGGAAUCGCUGUACCGGUUGCUUUGGGUCUACAUGAUACGUAUAAAGUGUGAAUCAAACUCGGCAACUCAUUCGCGCCUUCAGAGCAUUGUGAAUUCGUUAUUUCCGCGUGGCUCGAAGGCGGUUGUACCGAGAGACACUCCGUUGAAUAUUUUCGUAAAAAUCAUACAGUUUAUAGCUCAGGAACGACUGGAUUUUGCUAUGCGAGACAUUGUGUUUGAGUUGCUGUGUGUGGGACGCCCGAUCAAGAUUAUUAUGACCCCAGAGCGUAUGAGUAUUGGCUUGCGUGCAUUUCUGGUUGUAGCCGAUUCGUUGCAGCAAAAAGACGGCGAACCCCCUAUGCCUAGGACUGUCGGCGUACUGCCAUCCGGAAAUACGCUUCGAGUGAAGAAAACAUAUUUGAAUAAGAUGUUGACUGAAGACACAGCUCGCAGCAUUGGAAUGUCCAACUAUUUCCCGCAUGUGCGAAGGGUGUUUGUAGAUAUCUUAAGAGCGCUCGAUAUUCACUGUGGAAGGCCACUUAUGAUGACCAUAAAUCAAAAUCAGAACAAAGAACCGGAUGAAAUGCUAACAGGUGAAAGGAAGCCACGCAUUGAUCUCUUUAGAACUUGCGUCGCCGCUGUUCCGAGAAUAAUUCCCGACAACAUGACCGGCCAUGAGUUGGUAGAUAUGCUCUCCAGACUUACAAUCCACAUGGAUGAAGAACUUCGUAUAUUGGCUCACCAAUCGUUGCAAACUUUGGUAGUGGACUUCCCCGAUUGGCGCCAGGAUGUGAUACAGGGUUUUACGCAGUUCUUGGCACGGGAUGUUGUCGACACAUUCCCUCAUUUACUGGACAAUGGAAUGCGAAUGCUGUUCGCUUUCUUGACUGUUUGGAAGAAUGCUCUGAAUAAUAGUGGGCCCAAUACCAGCAACAAUAACACGUUAAACUCAAAAUCCGGUAAUAUUCCAGCAGCAGCGCCAAGAUUCGCUCCGCAGCAACAAGUUACCCAGCUGGAUUCAAAUAAACUACAACCGCAGCAGACCGCUUCCUCGUUGAAUGCGGCUACAAUAAAUUCCAAUUCAAGUGCCAGUUCGGGGAUUUCAUCCAUUACGCAAACAACUACAAUUCCGGCAAUCAAUAGCAAUGAUUCCAGUGGACACGGAUCGGCAUUGUCGUCCGGCGGUAAAAAAGCCCACGAGCUUCCGCUGGCAACCACUAUGCACAUGGUGGAGGGUUUUGCUUUAGUUAUGCUGUGCAAUUGCCGGCCUGCACCGCGGAAGUUUGCCGUCAGUAUUCUGAAAGAGGUGAAAAUUCUUAUGAAGGCCCUCGGUAUCGUGGAAAGCGAACCUCCCCUGAUCGAUGUUAUUGAUAGAUGUUGCCCACAGGUGCUGGAGCGGUGCCUUCACAUGCUACCGCAGGCGGAUCGCACUGCCAUGCUCAACGCCAACGUAAUAGACCUGCAGUGGAUAGUGGACCGCAAUAGUGGGGUGUGGACUGUCGGGCACAUUGAGGAUUCGGCGAAGGCUUCGACGCUGACCCUGUGCCAUUCGCAGUCAUCCGGUCAAACGUACGAUCCGUGGAGUGUUUGUUUGUUUGGUUUUAUGGAGCGUCAACAUGUCCUGCAACACUGUCCGACGGCGGUGGCACAGGCGUGGCCCAUUUGCUACCAACGAGUGACCAGUUUGUUCAAUGUGAUUGAUCCGACGCCUGUUAGUGAUAACCGCGCUUCACUGUUGCGCAGUUCCGCUCCCCCAAAGAAACCGAUAACCGAAGCUCAGCGGGAUUGGCUGGCACAUCUGUGGAAGAAUCAGGUGGCGCUGGCGAUGCGGCUCGUACCACAAAUGCCCAGCGUGGCCGUACGUUGCGCGUCACCGGAUCUCAGUUUAAGUCUGCAUGACCAGUCGGAUUCCCGUUCGCUGUCCGACUCGUUGGACAACAUUCCGUCAUCCGUGUUUGGACCAGAAGGAAUCGUAACACGCUUCACCUUACCUCUAUCCUAUGGCCGAAAAGACGCCAGACAUAAGAGACAAGGCUCGUCACCGGAUUCGUUGUCGGCGGAUCGUAGCGAUAAAUCCAGCGGUACGGCGGCUUCGCCGGUGGCUCUCUACAAACUCGUCAUCCCGCUGCUACGCUGUGAAGUGUCCGAUAUCCGGGAUGCUGCCGUUAACGCGCUUGGAAUGAUAAACCACGACGCUCUGAAAGAUUUGAUGGAGGAGCUGGUGGUGUACAUCCGUGAGGCAAUAGACCGCAAACAAGAGAACAUGCGUCGCCGGCGGCGCCGUGACGCGCUGAGGCUUCAACUGGUCAGGGUGCUGGAGAAAAUUGUCGAAAACGGUACGUUUGGAAUCAGCCAGUUUGUGCUGGAGCGGGAAAGCAUGUCGCUUCAUCCGACCUUCGUCGAGUACAUAGACGGUGCGCGGCUCUAUCUGGAAGCGGAAACCGACAAGGAUAAUAGCAGCAUGCGCGAGGUGAAAACUCAUUUCUGCGACUUCAUUCGGAAAAUGAUUAAAAACUUUUCGCUGGAAUCGUGUGUCACGUUGCUGUCCCGCGAAUUGAAGCGAAAUCUGGUUAAUUUAUUCACCUCUUGGAGUGGCACGCAUUCCAUCCCGUUCGGCAGCGUGGUGGGUGGUGGCAGCGGUGGAACAAGUCAUCACGCGGUUAGCAGCAGUACCAUUAGUAGCAUUUCGGCGGACGAGGAAAAGCUGCAAUAUAGUGCUCUGUUGGCAACAUCCGCACUGCUCUGCUGUGGCCCCUGCUUCGAUCCGAACCUGCUGGCGGAGGACGGAGCAAUCUACAACUGGCUCGAUAUGCUGAUGGAGUCCAAGGAAGACAAGAUUUACGACUUGGCGAAAGAAACCGUAGUGCUCCUGCUCGAAUCCAAUCCCGACAUCGGCCAACUGCUGGAGUGGGUUAUUGAUCGGUGUUACACGGCUUGCCCUCGAGAGGCCGACGCCUGUUUCCUAACGUUGGCAGUUAUCUUCAGUGCGCGGGAGUACCCAUGCGACCAUUACACAUCGGUUAUCAACGUCACGCUCCUAAUGACCGGAUGUCCGCGCGUAGAAGUCCACUCGACAGCCCUCCAACUGCUACAGAUUCUGGAUAAACGAUUCUUCGGCAACGUAGGGCCGCUGCAGUCCGAAGCCGACAGAGAGCUGGAUAAAGUUGGUACGCUGGAUGCUAUAUUGAGUGGUGCGUACUGCCGCUCUCAGAUGUACCUCUCGAGGCAAAUGGCUAGACUGCGACCUGAGUUGACAAUGUCAAUGUUUUCCGAAAUAACAUAUCGCUUCCAGACGGCUAGAUCCGAAGUUCGCGCCUUGCUGCUUCAGUGUUUGCUGCCGUGGUUGGAAAACGUGGAACUGGUCGCAUCGAGUGUUCCACCCGCCACUCCGCUGUCCUAUAUUAUGUACUAUCCGGACUCGGGGACACGCGGCAGGCGGGAAGGUUCCGGAUCGACGGAAGCUACCGAGAUGAUUCUCAACAACUUGUUCUACAUCACCGCCAAGUUUGCCGACUCUCAUCCCUACAUCGAGGAGCUGUGGGGCACGCUGUGCCAAUUUUGGCCGAACAACCUCAAGGUCAUUCUCCGGUACUUGCUCAUUGUUUCCGGUAUGGCACCUAACGAGCUGCUGGCCUACGCAAAGCGGGUCGCACUGUAUUUGGCACGGUCCUGCACCAACCGGCUGCUGGACGAGCUGAUGAGUGAGCUGCAAACCGUGGAGACGCUAAAUUGUCUAAUUGAGCGGACGGAAACUCCACCAUUCUAUCGGCUAACGAGCAUGCGAAAAGCGUCCAGUCAUUCAGAUGGACCGGCUUCGGGCAACAACGAUCCCAAGGUACAGGAGAUUGGUGUUGAGAAGGGAACCAUCCAUACCAAGCGGCACAGCGGUGAGGAUCCAAUCAAAUCAGGCACAUGUAAAUCGGACAGUGCACUGAGAACGUUCGCCAGCGGCUACCGUCCACCGAGAGGAAGCGAUAAAAUUCGCACUGCAUCCGGUCCCUGCGUGCUGCCCCGACACGAGGACGUGCUGCUCAUGAACGAAUCGGAAAUGAACCAGGAGGAUAAUUUUGCCCAACUGAGAAACAAUGAACAGCCAACGGCUCCGCAUCCGCUGCCGAUGCCCGAGUACGGGGGCUACUUUGCUCCGCUGACGGAGUUCUUGCCAGAUGCGACCAGCCCCAUCAGUGGCUUCCAUCGCUGCAACGUCGCCGUGAUGCUUCUGACGGACAUAGUGGUGGAUGGGAUACCGGGCCUGGACUGGACAUUGCACAUUCCUCUCAUGUUACACAUUCUGUUUCUCGGCUUGGAUCACACGAGGCCGAUUGUGCGCGACCACUGUAAAAAGUUGCUGCUGAAUCUACUGAUUGUCCUGGCGGAGCACAAUGACCACUUGAAUGUAGCAAAAAUCCUACUGAAUAGCGACACUUCAAAGCUUCGCUUAGGGCUAAGUGUCCCCUCGCUGCCAGUCAUCGAUCACAAUUUUACCGAACCGGAUCAAGAGUUCGACAGCUACCUUUUCGGUCUGAACAGCAACCUCCCGCAGAAUACCCUGUCGCCGGUUUCCAACCAACCGAACGAGGAAACCCCCGUUCCGACCAUAAUCACUGAGGAGAAUGCACCCCCUCAGCCGGGUCCUACCAUGCCGACGGCUCACGUUAUCAAGAGUCUGAUCCGGUUCCUCUCCCAGGACAGCGCUCAGCCGCUGUGGAACUACGAGGAUAUCACCGCGAAAGUGUGGACUAUUAAGUCGGCGGAACAGUUGCAGUGCUUCCUCCGGCAUAUCGUGAAGGUGUUCUCGGACAGCUAUUCUCACGCGAGAAUCGCCGAACGGUGGGCACAGACGGCGUUGCAGUUGGGGCUUAGCUGCUCCUCGCGUCACUAUGCCGGACGUAGUUUGCAAGUGUUCCGCUCGCUCAAUGUGCCGAUCAAUUCGCGCAUGCUGAGCGAUAUUCUAUCGCGGCUGAUCGAAACCGUUGCCGAGCAGGGAGAGGACAUGCAGGGUUACGUUACGGAACUGUUACUCACCCUGGAAGCAGCUGUCGAUAGCUUGGAUUCGGACUUCAGACCGUUGGAUGUGAUGAAGGAUAUUUUCAAGAGUACGCCGAACUUGAACAACAAGGAUGGAGCGAUGAUUUCCAGCGUGUAUGGAAACAAGCGAUCAAGCGACGGAAUACCUGGAUCUCCACAGACGAUGAACAACAUGAUGGCUGGGGGUCACACUCGGAGCACAAGUUAUUCCAUUUCCUAUUGCUCACGGAAGGCAGCAAAUUCACCAAUUGAUAAACAAGUUGAACUACGCAAUCGUUCGAACGUGCUAGAACUAGAACGUAACUCGAAUAAAUUUGGAUCAUCCCUUUCGCGAUCACGAAGUGCCCAAAGUCUGAAACUUUUAGGGGACACAGCUACCCAAGAUGACAAAAUGACAAUUCUAGCACAGUUGUUCUGGUUGGCGGUGUCUCUUUUAGAGAGUGAUUAUGAGCAUGAAUUUUUGCUGGCGUUGAGAUUGCUAACCAGAGUGCUUCAUAGACUCCCAUUGGAUCGUCCAGAUGCGCGCGAUAAAGUGGAGAAGCUGCAACAGCAGCUCAAGUGGUCCACGUAUCCAGGUAUGCACGCUCUUCUUCUCAAAGGCUGUACUCACACAACGACUUAUGAACCAUCAAUAGCCGUUCUUUCACAACUGUCCCCUCUUCUGAACCUGCCGGUUUGUGAUCCCACACAAAGUUGCGCCUUUCCAAUGAAUGUGAUUGCUCUGCUCCCAUACAUGUUACUUCAUUACGAAGAUGCUAAUGAAAUAUGUAUCCGAAGUGCGGAGAACAUUGCACAGGUUUCGUCCGAAAUGGGACUAAAGUUGGAAAACCUGGGAACGGUAAUGACGCUUUACAGCCGGAAAACGUUCAGCAAGGAAUCGUUCCAAUGGACAAAAUGUGUCGUUAAAUAUCUAUACGACACCUACGCUCACAUGGGAUUGCAUAUGCUGGCAUUUUUGACCGAAGUCAUUGAGAAGGGACCUAGCCAAAUUCAUCUGCAGGUGUUGAGUGUGAUCCAUUGUAUGCUACACUACAUUGAUCUUUCGUCGGCGCAGGCGCAACCCAUUGCUGGGGAUCUUCUACGAGUUAUCUCCAAGCAUCUUGAUAGCCCCAACUGGAAGGAAGCAUUAAAAAUACUCAAACUGGUCGUAACACGUAGCUCCAGCCUGCAAGUGGUACCGCAAUCGACGGAAAGCAGCUCCUCCUAUGCCAACUUCCAUGGCAGCUACAGCGAUUCGGAGGUGUUCUGCAAAAAAGAACUGGCCGGACGGACGAUGGAGUUUUCCUUCGACGUGUCACAGACACCGCUCAUCGGGCGCAAAAUACUGCUCAAGUCAGAGGGCGACAGCAGCGCCUUUCUGGCACAGCAGAGCUCCAACAAGAACGGUCCGCCCGGUGCGGUUGCGGCGGGCGGCGCCCACUACGGGCACGCAGGGACGCCAAACUCGCCUCGCCGCAGUGCAAGUCUUUCGCCAGCGGACACGGCUCCGCUGAGUGGAUGGAAGCGUCCUUGGAUGUCACAGGGUCGAGUACGUGAGUGUUUGGUAAACCUCCUUACCACCUGUGGACAGAGAGUCGGGCUUCCGAAAAGUCCUUCGGUUAUAUUCAGCCAAUCGUCCGAUCUUCUGGAGCGUCAAUCUUCCGCUGCAUCCAGCACAGAUGAAACAUCUGGCGCCCAACAGGAUCUCAGUGGUGGUUCCAAACGGGACGACGGUCCACCGGACUUUGGUGUGUUCAAGGACUUUGAUUUCCUCGAGUAUGAAAGUGAGAGCAUCGAAGGAGAAUCAACGGACAAUUUCAACUGGGGAGUUCGCCGAAGACCACUGUCGGAGGGCGACAGCGAACCCCUUUCCGCCAACAAGGGCCACUCUAAUUUGGACGAGAGCUUGAGCGAGAAAACUCCGGUACUGACCCGGCGCAAGAGACCGAAUGCAGAUGAUUCAAGCGAUGAAGAAGUGGAGUCAGAGUCACCUCUGGAUGAAGAGCAACGACCAAUUUUCUCCAAACCAUCGUAUUUGAUUGGCCCGCCGACUAGUUUGAGCUUGCGCGAGCGCAGGCAUCGCAGAGAUUCAGUAUCACGCAGCGACACCAGCGGAUCUAGUGCUGGUGAUUUAGGGGAUAUCACUCCUUGUAAUGCUUCGCCACAUAUGCCAGGACUAUUAUCUUUCCGCGCCCCGAUUCGGGAUGAAAGUGAAGAGGUUUGGAGAAGGAAUCUUGUCGGGUUGCUGGUGAAUCAACCAUCAGGGCACGCACCCGAUCUGUUGAAUCAGUUGUUCAAAUUGAUCAAGGAGUUAUCGCAUCGAUCUAUAUCCAUAUCGAAAGAAUGUAUGCGAUUCUUUACUGGCACGGGCGUCCAGCUUGGUCACCGUAUCUCUGUGCUGUCGGAUUUGCUGUCAUCUAGAGGAGAACCUCCAAAGAUUUGGUACCAUCAAAGCUUGGUAACUACUCCAAGAUUGUUUGAAAAUUUGAGAUAUGGUGUCCUGGAAGUUCAGGAGCACCUGGAAACAUUUUUCGACCGAAAAGAUACGGUUCUUGAUAGUUUGGAUGCCGUAAAAACAUCAUGCAAGUUAGCACUUUUCACAUCGGAUAUUGAUUCCGCAAACGAAGGAACAGGGUCGAAUCUCAUGACAUCGAUGUCUGUUGAUCCAGCAACAACGGAACUGCUAAUAGAUCUUGGCCGUGCUCUGUACAAACUGAUGUUUCAAUUGCUUUUGUUGAUUGAAUCGGAUCAUAAAAUUGCCAUCAGUGUUGUGCACAAUCUCAGACAGAAUGAAAAGAUGCAAGAUCUGUCUAACCUGUAUAUAUCGGUCCGAGGGGCGCUCCUUCGAACCAUCGAUGACGCUGAAAUGGAAUCGUUGGACACUUCCACAUCGACGGAAGGCGAAAAUACGCCCACACCGUCCCCUGGAUUGCCGAUGAACGAUUGUGAAUUCGAAAACAGCCUGAUUGAGUUGAUUGAUAAUCAAAGGUGGUCGGCUGCCAUAAAUCACGUCAAGCAGCACAAACAAAUGUCAAAUCUAUCGUCAUCGAAUUACAACCUAUCCGGCACGAGUGGUGGAAGUGGCGCCAGCGGCGGUGGAAUGCAACUUGACUCGGGCUUCGGUGGUAACUCGAGUGCGAAAUUCAGAUCCACCGAUGAUUUAUCGAUUAUACUGAAUAUCUACUCGCAGCGGUUGACGAAGGAACGAAAUGAUGUAUUCAUAGCGUCCCGCUCCGAGAUCGAACUGAGCGAAAUUUACCAAAUUCUGAUGGAGAAUCUGCUGCACGUGUCGUCCGCGUUGACCAACAUGGAGAUAGGCAUGAAGACCACCAACAACACCAGCUCGUCUUCGUCGACGAUAACCACAAUGACGACCAUUCCGGCAGUCACUGGCAGCACUCCGCUUCCGUCGGUGGCCGGCGGUAGCCCCGGGUUGAGCGUGGGAGCAGCAGGCUCGAGUGGCAUCACUGGCUCUGUCACGCCAACGCCACAGCUCGGCCCAAUCAUUGCACCGACGAAUCCAUUCAAAGAUACAGUGGACAUAAUCACCACGCUCUAAAGCCUUCAGCUGGUAGAAGUCACAGCGACAUGUCUGUAAGUUACACUUGUUGCAAACGUUGUAUCCGCCAGAGGAUUUCACUAAUUGCUAUUAAUACGUAACUGUUCAUCCGAUAUAAUUAAAUUUACCGAAUCAAGUAAUGGAACCGCGACAAAAUAAUUGCCAACCGACACUGGUUGGAAUAUGACGACUCGGAUAAGGCGAGAUAUGAUUAAUAGUGUAAUAGCUAAUUGGGUUCCACAUCAGACAUUCUAACUUCAAUAAUUGAGUGAGAUUAGCAUUCAGUGCCUGACAAGACAUUAGCUAACGGAACGGCAACGCACGGAUUCGUGCGGCUGCAGGUAUGAUUUGAUCAUAUUACAUUUGAUUAUCCUUUGCUCUUCUCAGGCGGUACACCCACACACAUGAAUCUAAUCUAACUUUCUGAUUGCGUAAACUAUACGUAUUGAGUUAUGAAAUUUUAGCCAUUAAGAGUAUCACGAUGUUUUACUAAUAAAACUGUAUGAUUGCACUGCAAGUAAUAAUAAUCAGCAUAA
This is a messenger RNA of Armigeres subalbatus, 10911 nucleotides long. RefSeq names its product protein furry (gene fry). NCBI's taxonomy places the organism in Eukaryota, Metazoa, Arthropoda, Insecta, Diptera, Culicidae. Gene Ontology annotation, cellular component: cell cortex; site of polarized growth. Gene Ontology annotation, biological process: neuron projection development; cell morphogenesis. Bases 161 to 10375 code for a protein of 3404 amino acids. The record is from RefSeq and is a predicted model, not a curated record. The transcript is spliced from 25 exons.